ACGGGCGAGUCAGCUGAUGAGAUAAACAAACACGUCUAGAUUGCGGACAGUCCCCAGGAGCAGUUCUCGUCGGACAUGGAGGCUCAGAAGUAUGCUGGGAGCAUUCAGCUUCCAGAUACUGAUGUUGUGUUUAGGAAUAUAAAGAAUGCCAAGCGCUUUGCCAUUGACAUAGGGGGUUCGCUGACAAAGAUAGCCUAUUACUCUACAGUAUCCCACAGGAAGGUCUUAUACAAUACAGAAAAGGAAGCAACAAAUACUGUAGAUGGCGAUGAUUAUAAAUACGAGAGUUCAGAGACUGAGCGUUUGCACUUUGUGAAAUUUGAGACAAAAUACAUUGAACAAUGUCUGAACUUCAUCCGGGAUCAUCUGGUGAACAGCAAGGAGUCCAUGGCAGGAAAGAGUAUAAAGGCUACUGGUGGCGGAGCUUACAAAUAUGCUGACCUUAUCUACGAGAAACUUGGCUUAGCUGUAGAAAAAGAAGAUGAAAUAGGAAGCCUUAUAAAGGGAUGUAAUUUUUUGCUGCGUAACAUCCCUGAUGAGCAGUUUUCUUAUAGUCGGCAUGAAGAGCCUGAAUAUCGCUUCAUCAAUACUGAGCCCAACAUCUUCCCAUAUUUGCUUGUCAACAUUGGGUCUGGUGUCAGCAUUAUGAAGGUGGAAUCAGAUGACAAGUAUGAAAGGAUUGGAGGCACUAGCAUGGGUGGUGGAACCUUUUGGGGUUUAGGAUCCUUAUUGACCAAAGCCAAGGGAUUUGAUGAGCUCUUGCACCUGGCGAGUGAGGGGGAUCAUCGUAAUGUUGAUCUCUUGGUGAAGGAUAUAUAUGGUGGUGACUACAGUGCAUUAGGGCUGACUGGAGAUAUAAUUGCAUCUAGUUUUGGCAAGGCAAUGCACCAUGGACACACAAAGAAUGAUGGAAAUCCAGAUGAUAAGUGCAUGAAAUGUCAUCUGGCAAGGUAUUCAAGAGGUUUUUCGGAAGCAGACAUAGCAAGGAGCUUACUGUUCACAGUUAGCAAUGACAUUGGCCAGAUAGCCUCUCUCUAUGCAAUGCUUCAUGGACUGAAGAAGGUUUAUUUUGGUGGAUACUUUCUUCGUAAUCACCCACUCAGUAUGCACACCAUCAGCUUUGCCAUAAAUUACUGGAGUCGAGGAGCAGUGCAGGCACUGUUCUUACGACAUGAAGGAUACCUAGGGGCUAUAGGUGCAUUUUUACGAGGGGCUGAAGAGUGUGAUUCUGAGAAGUAUUCCUGGGGUGAGAACUAUGCUGGCUCUUCAGGGCUUCAGUCUCCAUUACCUCAUCCUCCUGUUGGAGGCUGGCCUGGUGGAACCAUUGAUCAGCUAGAGAUUGAUCGUUGUGAUCAGCAGCUAACAUUCUUCCCCUUACUUGCUCAUCCAGAAGAAUAUGUACCUGAUACUGUAGACCUUACCAAGGAUAAAGAAGCAAGAGACUACUGGCUGUCAUGCUUUGAAGGUUCACUUGGUAGCUUUGUCAGCCGGGCUGUCUCAUCCCAGCCAAAUAGCAUAGAUGCUGUGGAGAGAGCCAACAGAUUUCGUGAAAAGUAUUUGCAAAGGCUUCACAAUCUAAAGAACCAUCCAUUUGCAUAUGGUAACCUGACUGUGAGGAGCUUAUUGGACAUGAGGGAACAUUGUCUCAAUGAGUUUGAUUUUCCUGACCCGUACCUUCAACAGAAAAAGUUUGAAAAUGAAAAUGCCCUGAAAAUGUUGAAGGACCACCUGAAAUACCUUGAUUCCCUAGAAUGGAAGGAGCGUCAAGAAGUCCUGAUCAGGGGAGUACUAGCAGGAAAUGUAUUUGACUGGGGAGCCAAGGAAGUCGUAGAACUCAUGGAGGCAGGACUAGGUUUUAAGGAGGCUGCUGGGAAACUUGAAACUCGCCCGUGGCUUCAUGAUGAUCUGGAUGCUUGGAUUACUCGACAGGAGGGACGUCCAUACAAAUGUGCAGUCAUUUUCCUGGAUAAUUCUGGCUGUGAUGUUGUCCUUGGCAUUAUACCUUUUGCAAGGUCACUACUAGCCCAAGAUACUAGAGUUGUACUCUGUGCAAAUAGUAAACCUGCAUUAAAUGAUGUAACUGCUGAAGAGCUUAUUAUGCUUAUGAAGCAAGUUGCAACAGUGUGCCCUAUCAUAAACCAACAUCUUGAUUCUGGAACUCUUUGUAUACGAGAGUCAGGCCAAGCCUCACCGUGCCUUGAUCUAAGUCGCCUUCCAAUUUCGUUAUUGGAUGAAUUGUGUACAUGGGACUGUGACCUUGUUGUUGUGGAAGGAAUGGGAAGAGCUGUCCACACAAACCUUAAGGCUGUCUUCACGUGUGAUUCUCUCAGAUUAGCUGUUAUUAAGAACAGAUGGCUGGCAAACAGACUUGGCGGGAAUAUGUUUUCCGUUAUGUGCAAAUAUGAAGCUGGUAUGCAGAAAAUAAAUGCUGCUCCAAAAUCAAGCAAUAUAUCUGAAAAUGUUAUAAAAGACUGCUUGUCAGUAUCAAGCAACUAAGGAAAGUAUGUUAUUACCAUUUUUAUUGUACUGUAUAUUGCAAUAUAAAUUAUUUUAAACUGCAAUAGGAAAUAUACACAUAUCCAUAUAAGAGAUUUAUAUACAUUUGUUGCUUCAAUUUAAUUUUAAGUUUCCGUUUUUUCCGAGGACAAAGUUGUUCUUAUUUAUUACUAGAUGAUGUGAAAAUAUAUCUUAGUAUUUUUGGGAGUAAAUAUUUUGUAGUUAUGGUACUUGCAUAUCCAGAAUAAUGUCAUUUCUGAUGAAUUAAACCUUAGUUUUGUGUAUAUCACAAUUGUAAUGAUCUUUCUUUGUGUAACUGAAUACUGAUACUUAAGAGAUUGAAUAGGAUUUGUUUGAUAUAUCUGUGCUUUUAUGAUAUAUGAAUUAUGCAAAGGAAAAUGAGUUUUGUGUGGUUUUAGAUUCAUGACUGAUUUUCAAUGACUGGAUAUUGUAGAUGCAGUUUUCUUCCUUGUUUGUGAAAACAUGAGUUGUGUAUAAUAAACAGUGG
Molecule: messenger RNA, 3004 nt
Organism: Penaeus vannamei (Pacific white shrimp)
Lineage: Eukaryota; Metazoa; Arthropoda; Malacostraca; Decapoda; Penaeidae
Product: 4'-phosphopantetheine phosphatase
Biological process (GO): coenzyme A biosynthetic process
Cellular component (GO): nucleus; cytosol
Molecular function (GO): pantothenate kinase activity; ATP binding
Source: RefSeq, a predicted model, not a curated record